AUUCUAAUCAGUCUUGAGAUAUCUUGCAAAAAGAACAGUUGAGUUUCGCUGAGGACCCGCCACGAACCGCUAAAUCCAAACGAAAAUGUUCAAGCCACACCUAGAAAUGAUCGGUAGCUACGAGCCAAUCAGCAAGAAGGCUCGUUUCUUCAACACCUACCUAAAAUCCCUGAAGGGAUCCCAGGAUAUCGUCGCCAAGGAGAAGCGCAACUACAGCUCCACGAUCGAGACCUCCAGCAUCUACUCCGAUUCGAAGUACGCUGUCGAACGCAUCCGCGCCCCCGGCUACCACUACAACCCGGUCAGCAAGGAUACCUACGGUGUCACCCCGAGGAAGAUCAACGCACGCGACUUUGCCGUAAGUCGCUAAGACGGAUGCGAAUUCGUUGGUACGUGCGUGGCUUGAACACCGACCCGUUAGCGGCUCCGGAUCCGAACCAUUGAUCUAUGCGACAUCAGACUAUUUCGAAAGUUUUCGAACUUACCAAUGACUUUAUUUGGCGACCUCCCUCAACAAAGAAAACAACCACAACAUCAACAAUUGAUAAUGUCAACGACAAAAGCAGAACAAAACUGCACAACCAAAUUGUAGGACUUUCAGACGCGGUUUUAUCUCUCUUUUACUAUUUUUCUACGUGCAUAAUGUACAUAUAUUACAUUCGACUAAUAUUACUAUUAUCAUUAUCGUGAAGCGAUUUUCGAAGAAAACGUUUGACAUGUUCAAUCCAUCAAUCGAUCAACUGUUCUGAACAAGAAGAAAUCGAAAACAAUAAAACACUUACUCACACGACAACAACAACAUCGGCUAGAGACUCCACCAAAGUGAUAAAAACAUGUAUCAAAAAAAAAGAACAACGACAACAACUGGAACAAUUGAGAAAAUCAUGACAGCAAACGUGGUAGCUCCUCUCCAAGAACAACAACAAAAUUUUUAUGGCGACAACAACACCUGAAGAAUUUAUGAUAUAGAAGACAACGUAACAACUUACCAGGAAGACGCGCAGUAGUGAAUUAUGUAAUAAAAUCACAUUAACUAAUCAAUCUAAGUUAAGGUAGCUCUCAGAGAAAUUGUAAACAGAGUUUAAUUAGCAACAAAAAAAAGAAACACACACAUACAAAAGCAGAAGUGGAAGAUAUAUAAGAACCUCUAUUUUUCUUUUCAUUUAUUUUACGUGUACUAUUAGUGUUUUAUUUGUAAUCAAGGCUGUAACUGUAACAACAACAAAAAGAAACGAGUUUAAUAAAAAGACCCA
Molecule: messenger RNA, 1253 nt
Organism: Sabethes cyaneus
Lineage: Eukaryota; Metazoa; Arthropoda; Insecta; Diptera; Culicidae
Exons: 4
Coding region: 86-370 (94 amino acids)
Source: RefSeq, a predicted model, not a curated record